This is a messenger RNA of Cornus florida, 1119 nucleotides long. RefSeq lists its product as uncharacterized. The transcript is spliced from 2 exons. NCBI's taxonomy places the organism in Eukaryota, Viridiplantae, Streptophyta, Magnoliopsida, Cornales, Cornaceae. The coding region runs from base 66 to 1088 and encodes 340 amino acids. The record is from RefSeq and is a predicted model, not a curated record.
UCGAGGACCUGCUAACUUCUUCAAACCUCAAGGAUAUUGCCUUUAGUGCUGUUGCUGCAGACCUCAUGGAUCUGUCUCUACCAUCCUUUGAUAGUUUCCCCAUGACUGAGGAGGAGAUACGGAGGGCUGAGGCUUUAAAAAAGAAAGCCGAAGAUGCCCAACCCUUGGUCGUUAUUAGGUCUACUGAGGAUGAGGUGGAGGCUGAGGAACCACCAAAGAAGAAAUCUCGCCCCAACCCCCCAUCCUCUGGCAAGGGCAAGGUCCCUUCUAAAAGCAGAGGGAAAAAGGCUGGAGAGGCCGAACCUGAAGAUGAAGUCAGGGCAUAUGUUCUGGCUGAAACUGGGGCUCCUUGGACUCCUUCCUUCACCAGGGCUGACAAGUCAGUCCUACAUUCAGGGGAUUCUGUGAUCACAAACCCUUCAGCUGCACUGGCUGUGGCCCGAGGGAUGUGGCUCCCAAAGGACGAGGAAGCCAUCAGCCAAAUGGGAUUGGAACAGCUACUCCCCUCUGCCCCGGUCCGGGCCAUAGAGGGUCUAUACCACACCAUGGCUCUCUGCGCCACUGCUGAAGCCCAAUCCCUCUUCAUCAAGAAGCUGGAGAAGGAUCUUGACAAUGCAGAGAAGAGAGCCACCACUGCCUCUACCAAUCUGAAGAUAGCUUCUGAAGCCAAGGAUGUGUAUAAGAGGCAGUUGGCUGCCUCUGAGGCUAUGGUGGAUUCUCUUCAGGCCGAAAUUCAACGCUUGACCGAGGCUCUUACUACUUGCUUCAAGGCGGGGAAGCAAAUGCAGGGGUGCUACUCCUGUCUGGUACACCUGGCUAGUGCUAAAGCGUUCCGGUCUGGCUAUAAUCAGGGCUCAGGCCCUAGGACAAUGGAUCCGGACGCUUUUGACAAGCAGGUGGGGGUGCACUUCCCAUAUGAUGAAGGGCCACAGGCUUUGGAAGCUGAAAUCCGCUUUGCCGAGAUGGUGAAGGCGCACCUGAAGGGUACUCCUAGCUCUCCUGCCCCUGCGGCUUCAAUUCCUCCUACCCCAAGUCCUACUGUAGUGGAUGCUUUUGAAUCUACUCCCUUCGAUCCGAAGAGGAAGUAGAACCAUGUAUUUUGUUUUUAUUGACAGUACA